AUGGCUUCAGAGACCCCCGAGAAAUCUGUCGCCGGCAACUUGGCCCUCAACGGCUUGAAGCCCAAGGAUAUGGAAGUUCUGAGCUUGAUGGUUCUCUGCGCUACCCCCGAGGCUCAUGCCAACUUGCUCUCCAACAUCAACUUUGAGCAGUUUGCCUCUCUGGGCAGCUACAAGAACGAACACGCGGCCAAGACCGUCGUGGGAAUGCUCAUUCGGAAGCUCAAAGCAAACACCACCCCUCCAGACAAUGCCAACGCUCUGACCCCGACUGCAACCCCCAAGAAGCGCAAGACGCCCGUCAAGAAGGCCGCCAACAACGACGACGACGGAGAGGCCGACACGCCGGCCAAGAAGCCCCGUGCCCGCACCAAGAAGGCCGCCUCUGCCGAGCCCGUCUCCAAGGACGUCGAGAUGCGCGACCAAGGCGAGGUCCAGACCGAGUAG
Pyricularia oryzae 70-15 is the source of this 444-nucleotide messenger RNA. RefSeq lists its product as uncharacterized. Bases 1 to 444 code for a protein of 147 amino acids. The transcript has 3 exons. The record is from RefSeq and is a predicted model, not a curated record. Lineage: Eukaryota; Fungi; Ascomycota; Sordariomycetes; Magnaporthales; Pyriculariaceae.